CCCUCUUCCCCGGGGACUGCACACCGCUGCCGGCCGCUGCCAAGAGCUCCUACUCCGCCGUCCUGAGCCGUCCAGCAGCGCUGCAGACCGGAUACCGAGCUCCCAACGGGGGACGCGUGUGCGUGGAAAGAACAGAGAGAGGAGCGUGUGCGUGGAAAGGCAGCUAACCGGGUGAUCGUGUGGACUUUGAGGACCAACAUGGCUGUCUUGAUGAUGCUGCUCAUGCUGGCAGGGACUGUGUCCGGACAGGACCUGCCGUCAGGCCCUCACGGCUGCACAGAUGGCAGCUGCUACCCCGCCACAGGAAACCUCUUGAUUGGACGGGCCAUGAACCUGAGCGCCACCUCCACUUGCGGCCUGGACGGUCCUGAGCACUACUGCAUCGUCAGCCAUCUUCAGGAGUCAGACAAAUGUUUCGAGUGUAACUCCCAGCAUCCGUACGACUCGUACCGCCACAGAAACAGCCAUCGCAUCGACAACGUCAUCUACCUCAUGGAGCGCAACGGAGACAACACCUGGUGGCAGUCUGCCAACGGAGAGGAGACUGUCAGCAUUCGACUGAACCUGGAAGCUGAAUUCCACUUCACACAUCUCAUCAUGAAGUUUAAGACUUUCCGCCCGGCAGCGAUGAUCAUCGAGCGUUCGGCCGAUUUCGGACGUUCGUGGCGACCCUACCGCUACUUUGCCGCCAACUGCACCAAGACCUUCCCGGGCAUCACCUCCAACGGCCUGCGCCACAUCACCGACAUCAUCUGUGAGGAGCGCUACUCUGACAUUGAGCCUUCCACCAAUGGGGAGGUGAUUUAUAAAGUGCUGGAUCCUGCCAUUCAUGUGAAAGACCCUUACAGCUUGGACAUCCAAGAACUUCUGCGAAUCACCAACCUGCGCAUCAACUUCACCAAGUUGAACACCCUGGGAGAUGACCUGCUGGACAGACGCUCUGAUGUGCUGCAGAAGUAUUACUACGCCAUCUACGAGCUGGUGGUCCGAGGCAGCUGCUUCUGCUAUGGACACGCAUCCGAGUGCGCCCCCGUACCUGGGGUCCACAUGCGAGAGAACGGCAUGAUCCAUGGCCGUUGUGUCUGCAAACACAACACAGAGGGUCUGAACUGUGAGCAUUGCCGACAUUUCCACCACGACCUUCCCUGGAGGCCGGCUGAGGUGGAAAACCCGCACGCCUGUAGAGAGUGUAAUUGCAACGGCCACUCCAACCAGUGUCACUUUGACAUGGCGGUGUAUUUGGCCACGGGCAACGUGAGCGGAGGAGUGUGUGAUGACUGCCAGCACAACACCAUGGGACGCAAGUGUGAGACGUGCAAGCCUUUCUACUAUCAAGACCCCAACAGGGAUGUCAGAGACCCGCAGGUUUGUCUUGCCUGCGACUGUGACCCGGUGGGUUCUUUGGAGGGAGGGGUGUGUGAUGGCCACACGGAUCCAGACAUGGGCAUGAUCUCUGGACAGUGUCGCUGCAAAGCCAACGUCAAAGGCUUGCGCUGCGACGUGUGCAAGGAGGGUUUCUACGGACUCAGCCACAACGACCCACUGGGUUGUCAGCCAUGCAACUGUGACCCUCGUGGUAUCAUCAUGAUGGGAUCUCCAUGCGAUCAGAUCAGCGGCGACUGCUCGUGUAAAAGAUACGUCACCGGCCGCUACUGCAACAAGUGUCUGCCAGAAUUCUGGGGUCUCAGUAAUGACCUGGGUGGCUGUAGAACAUGUGACUGUGACGUCGGUGGAGCUGUUAACAACAGAUGCAUGAUGGAGAAUGGACAGUGUGACUGCAGGAGGCAUCUGAUUGGUCGACAGUGCUCAGAGGUGCAGCCCGGCUAUUUUUGCGCUUCGCUCGACUUCUACAGGUACGAGGCCGAGGGGGCCACGGGAUACUCGACCAUCGACUCUUCUCUCCCGGGUAAAGUUCGUCCUCAGGCCGAGACAGACUGUGUCCAGCACCUCAGCAACCAGCUGAGACGACACAGGCGUCACCGCCGCAUCACCAACCCACAGCAGCACCGAGCAGCACUGAGGCGAAUACGCCAGCUUCAGCAGACGCCGGACGUGAGGAGCGUUUAUCGAGAGAUCACGCUCAGUCACACAGUGACUUGGACCGGUCCUGGUUUUGCUCGAGUGAAGGACGGUGCUGGUCUGGUGUUCACCAUUGACAACAUCCCCUACGGCAUGGACUACGACAUAAUGAUCCGCUACGAACCUGAGUCGACAGAGGACUGGGAGGCCGUCGUUAGCAUAACAUCUGUCAACCUUCCUUCCAGUCUGCGCUGUGGAAACCUCCUUCCAACUGAGCAGCUUUACACCGUCUCCUUGCCGCACAGCAACAGGUACAUCCAGAUGCCCAGGCCGUUUUGUUUCGAGCCAAGUAAUCGUUACGUGGUUGCUGUCCGGUUCCAGCGCUAUGGAGUAACACACAGACACCUCACUGCCUUCAUUCUCAUCGACUCUUUGGUUCUGGUCCCCAAAUACACGGAACUUCCUGGUUUCCACGGCAACGAGAUCACGGCCGAGGUGAGACGAGAGGAGAUGAUCCGCUACAUGUGUCUGGACUCCUUCAUGAUCACGCCAAUGCCCACCCUGGCCGACAUGUGCUCCAAACUCAUCUGCAGCAUCUCGGCCAUCGUUCACGACGGCGCACUGCCCUGCCAGUGUGAUCCUCAAGGCUCUCUCUCGGGCGACUGCGAUCGUAUGGGGGGUCAGUGCCACUGUAAGGCCAACGUGAUUGGUCGACAGUGUGACCAUUGUGCUCCAGGAACCUAUGGCUUUGGAGUCAGUGGUUGCACUGCCUGUGACUGUCAUCCGGAAGGUUCUCUGAGCCACCAGUGUGACCCGGUGAGUGGCCAGUGCCAGUGCCGGCAGGGAGCCAGUGGACGCCGUUGCUCCGACUGCCAGCCGGGCCAGUGGGGCUUUCCCAGCUGUAGCCCUUGUCAGUGCAACGGCCACUCGGACGUCUGUGACCCCCAAACGGGCGAGUGUCAAGAAUGCCGGGACUACACGACCGGACACCUUUGUGAACUGUGUCAGAUCGGAUUCUUUGGGAACCCGGCGCUUGGCUCAGGGGAUCAUUGUCGCCCCUGCCCCUGCCCUGGUAAUCCUGGAUCGGAUCACUUUAAUGGCCACUCCUGCCAAGCUGACCUCUCCUCCAACCUCAUUAUGUGUAACUGCAGACCAGGCUAUGCUGGACCACGCUGUGACCAGUGUGCCCCUGGUUACUACGGGAAUCCGGAGGAAUCUGGCGGCCAGUGCCUUCCGUGCGGGUGCAACGACAACAUUGAUACUCAGGACCCCGAGUCAUGUGACCCGAGAACAGGGCAGUGCCUCAAGUGCCUGUACCACACCAACGGGCCAUCUUGUGGCCAGUGUCAGCAGGGUUACUAUGGCAACGCCCUGGCCCACGACUGCAGACGCUGUACCUGCGUGACCGCUGGCACCGUCCUGUCGACUUGUGUUGGCGAACAUUGUGACUGCGACGGCCAGACCGGCGCUUGCCUGUGCAGGGAGAACGUCUCCGGACAUGACUGUGACCAGUGCGCUCCAAAUCACUGGAACUAUGGUCAGGACCGAGGCUGUGAGCCCUGCAACUGCGACUCGCAACAUUCCAUGGGGGCCCACUGCAAUAUGUUCACUGGGCAGUGCCACUGUCAUCCAGGCUUUGGAGGGAAGGAAUGCACCGAGUGUGAGCACCUCCACUGGGGAGACCCACGAGUGCAGUGUCAAGAAUGUAACUGCGAUCCUCAGGGCUCAGAAGUAGCACAGUGUGACCGCACCACCGGGGAGUGCCGUUGCAAGGAAGGAGCGGCGGGUAAACGUUGCGAUGAAUGCGCCCGUGGCUUCACUGGCGUCUUCCCCAAGUGCGUGCGGUGUCAUGCCUGCUUCCAGUUGUGGGAUGACAUGGUGUGCCAGAUCAAACGUGACCUGGAGCACAUCCACAUCACCGCCAACAAGAUCCUGGAGAGUGGCGUAACGCCAGGCGUUGGUGACACUCGCAUCAAAGAGCUGAGGAGGAAGCUCAAGCAGGUCCGGGAUCUGAUUGGCCAAGAGGACAGUGACAGAGUCCAUCAGCUGCUUGGCCAGAGCAUUGAUGACCUCAGGGCAGAGAUAGCUUUGACGGACGGGCGCCUGAUGGGCGUCGCUCGGGAGCUUAACGCCACGGCAGAGGAGGGCGGCACGCAGAGCCGUACGCUGACCAACCUGGAGAGACAGCUGAUAGACAUCAACGUCACGGUGGCUUCCAAGAGGCAGCAGCUGGAAAACCACCUGACCUCAGGGUUUGGAGAUGAAUUGAAAAAAGUGAAGAUGUACUAUGAGGGGUCGUUGGAGGCGGAGCAGAAAUGUGAUGCCUCCGUGUCGGGUCCACUCAGUCUGGUGGAACAGUCCAAAGAAAGGCGCUUCCUCACUGAAGAGCUGCUGGAUCGGAAUGAAGAGAAGUUCCUUCAAGCUGUGGCCGCUCGCAACAAAUCUUUACAGAACCUCCAGCAGAAGGCCCAUCACAUCCAGCAGAAGGUCCACCACCUCAGUGACAAGGUGUGUGGUGGUCACAGCAACGUCGAUGUAAAUGGCACUUGUCAAGACAGCCCAUGUGGCGGCGCUGGUUGCCAUGACAACGAGGGUAACCAUCAAUGUGGAGGGGACGGCUGCAACGGGACAGUUAGCACUUCUCUAACCUCCUUAGCUUACGCCAGGAAUGCAGGCAACACUCUGGAAGCUGCCAAUGAGGACCUGCAGAACGUGGCCAUGAAGCUCCAGGCAAUAGCGUCUUUAACCCAGGAUGUGAAGAACCAGGCCAUGAACACGCUGGAGAAAGCACAGAAGAACAAAGACCACUUUGAAAACUCCAACAGGAAGCUGAAAGAGUUCAUCAAGAAGAUCAGAAAUUUCCUCACAGAGGAAGGAGCAGAUCCAGAGAGCAUCGAAAAGAUAGCCCUGCAGGUCCUGUCCGUCACGCUGCCGGUCAACAGGACCACGAUGGACAUUUUGAUCAUGGCGAUAAAGGACAGCCUCUCCAACCUCACAGACAUCGAGGGCAUUGUCGACCAUACCUCGCGGCACAUCAACGAGGCCAAGCAGCUUCUGGAACAAGCUAAACAAUCCAAGAAUCAAGCAGAAGGAGUGAAGGAUGCCGCCAAUACUACCAAGAUGGCCUUGGAUCAAUCUGAGAAGGCUGUCGAGGAAGCAAGAAGCGCCCUGAAGGAGGCUCUGGACAACCUGAAAGGCACUAGGAACGCCACUUUUCAGGUGGAUGAGAGGUUAAUACAGCUGGAAGACAAGCAGAUGGACAUCAUGAUACGUCUGAACAACCUCUCGUCAGGCUUGGAGGCCCUGAGGAACAAGACUGAAAAGAACAUGGAGAUGGCGAAGGACUCCAAAUCCUUGGCCAACAACGCCACACUUGAAGCGUCGUCUCUAGAGCAGAGCCUCAAUGACACGGAGAGGCGCUACCAUGAGCUGCAGCAGAAGGUGGAUUCACUUGGUGGCACCUCUCAAGGCCUGGACAGCAUCAAGCAGAAGGCCGAGGACAUGAAGAAGGAGGCAGAGGAGCUUCUCAACAAAGCUGCAAAGGGCAUGGAGCAGCUCAAGAAGCUGGAGAAGAAGUUCAAGAGCAAUGAGCAUCGGCUUCACAAGCAGAGGAUGGAGCUGGACGAGCUGAAGGAAAACGCCACUUUGGUGCGGGAUCACAUCCGCGAACAAGUGCAGAAGUACAGCAGCUGUGUGUGAGACACUCAAGUAAGGUGUUGAGAAACAUCCUUGUACUGUGUCAUGUUUAGACGGCAGGACUCCUUCCUGUGUGCUCUUAAGUUAUCAAAUCUAAAAGGAUGACCAGUGGGAAGGAUUUCUUUUUAAUACUGUAUUCAUAUGAUAUAAAACAUACUUUUAUGCCAUUUUUCAUGCUAUUUUCCUGCAUUUCUACAAUUAUUCCUGUUUUUGAUUCUCUUCUUACAGAAAAGCUCACAACAAAUAUGCUUUCAAAAAUACUGAAAGAAUAAAAUAAUCGCUCUGCUGUUUUUGUGUUUCUUGUGACAGAGAGAGAGUCGCCCCCUCUUGUCAAAAUUUGAUUGAUGUAUGUCAAAGGUCACAUGCCUAGAUGUUGCAGAUCAAUGCGCCGGAAGUAACCUAGGGUUAGGGUUAAACUAAAACAUACACUCCUGAUCAAAAUUUGAAGACCAGUUGAAAAAUGUCAAGAAUGUACAUUUUGCACUGUUGGAUCUAAGUAAAACUUUUAAAUGCAAAAAUUAGGAAUUGGUUAGGGUUAGGUUAAUACAACUGAGCUCACCGCCCCCCAAUCCCACCCCACCCGCCCAAUGAGGGAGUGACAAAAAAAAAAGCACGGGCCCACCCCAGGUCAGACACCUAACCCCCCAUGACAAAUCAUUAGGCUCCUACAGGUAAGUAGUCCUUCUCUUAGGGGCUAUCCACACGGAAACGUUUUCAGGUAAAAACGGCAAAGGAUCGUUUCAGCCUCUCAUCCACAUGGGAAUGGUGUUCUGGGUGACCUGAAACGGUAUUUUUUUUUUAUGGCUUCCAGAGUGCAAAAAUCUGAAAACACCGGCUUGUCGUUGCCGUGUAGACAGCACUAUACGAGAACGAUGACGUCACCGACCCACCGCUGUGGGUUUGCAAAGUGAACUUUAACAACAAGUCAACAUAAUGUCUGAAUAUUCUGACAGACAUGAUUCACCUCAGUCGAUAUUCUCCUGAUAUUCUGUUGUCUUGUACUCCAUAAUGAUUCACAGAAGUAAUUCCACUUCUCGUUAAGUCUAGACGAGCCUUGAACUUAUGCGCAUGUGUUUCUUCUUCUUCUAUGGUUUGGUGUGUCACGUGGUUCUGUACACGCGUGUUCACAGCGCCACACGUAGGUGUGCCCUGUGUAUUACAUAGUUUUAACUCAGUUAUCCAUUCCCGUCUGGAUGCAACUAUUUACUAAUCCUGCACAGUGUGGAUGCGACUUAACCCUAACCCGCCAAAAAAAAAACAAAUCCCAAGAACUUUCCCAUGUGGACAGGGCCUAUCUGGUCCUCAUUCAGUCUGUCCUCAGUUUUAUAGUGGAAAUACUGCGUAUACUAUGUCUGGAGUUUUCUUUCCUACAGUGCUAUUAUGUAUUAAGCAGCAUGUCCUGCCUCCGCAUAUAGCACCCCCCAAGUGUGUGUGGUCCUUUACGACAUUUUUACCUGCUUAAGUCUUCUUCAGGCAGAUCCACAGACACUACCUAAGACAGACUACGCGUCUAGAACCUCUGAUUUCACAGUGCUUUUAAAAUGGCACCCCCAAUGGAACUACUCAUUGCAACUUCUGUGCUUUAAUUUAUUGCUGCACCUCCUUCCAUUCCAAUGAGUGAACAAACAUGAAACAAACAUUACAUGUGCAAAACUAUGCUUCACUGAUACAGCCCUGUCCUUUUAUACGCUUCCCUUCCAAUGAAGGUUCUUACUUCUGCCUUUUUAAAGUUUUGUACAUCCUGCCAAUAGAAUUUUUAAAUGGUGUAUGCCUAGACUUUUGACCAUCUAUUCCAUAACGCUGUAAUUCAUAAUAAUUAAAAAAAAAGUUUUUUUUUAAUACCGUUUUCAGCUUUUUAAUUAUUUGUUGUAUUACAUUAAAAUUUUGCCAGCCAGGAUUAGGGGAUGCUAUUUAAAGCUUUUUCAUUAUUUAUUUA
Molecule: messenger RNA, 7651 nt
Organism: Dunckerocampus dactyliophorus (ringed pipefish)
Lineage: Eukaryota; Metazoa; Chordata; Actinopteri; Syngnathiformes; Syngnathidae
Gene: lamb2l
Product: laminin, beta 2-like
Exons: 35
Coding region: 199-5718 (1839 amino acids)
Biological process (GO): cell migration; substrate adhesion-dependent cell spreading; basement membrane assembly
Cellular component (GO): laminin trimer
Molecular function (GO): extracellular matrix structural constituent
Source: RefSeq, a predicted model, not a curated record